AGAUCAAUAUUGCAAAGACCGCCUUGCUGUUCCCUCUCUGAUUUCUUAAUGAAUACUUGAGUCUGUGAUUGUGGUUACAAUAAUUCUUCCUGUACUAAUAUUGGUGUUUCCUUUGUAAUCGAUAUCGAUUACAAUAUUUGUUUGCUCACAUAGUCGUGAGUGCAUUUAUAUUUUUUUGGCUUUGUGGGUAAUCCAGAUUCAGCUUAUUCACUCGGUGCAAGAAUCUUUGUUCUUUCCCAAAAGAUAACAUCUUCGUCGUCAAGUCUAUUCAAGAACUAGAAGAUGACGGUUGAUUACAACGAGGAUUCAUUGCGUGGGCGCCAGCGUGUGCGCAACGAGACUCGUGAAGACGUUUUCGCUCGGACGGCCUCUGCGGAUCGCGACGGGAACGUGCAGGACUUGGAUGAGCCUCGUCUUGCUUUGGAGGAGAUCUGCACGUGCGGGCGCCACCAUUCUCCGCAACCGCCGCCGACGCUGCGCAAGCCGCUGCCGUUCAGUGGAACGCCGGAAAGCAAGAGGUUUCGCGAUUACGACGACAACGAGCGCCGCGCCGCGAUUGCGGAGCAAAAUGCGCAAGCCCGGUUUGAAUCGGCGGACUACCCUCUGGUACACGGAGACAUGAAGGACUCGGAAAGCACCUUCAAACACGAUUACAGGCAGUGGGAACUCCAGAAACGCGAGAAGCCUGCGCCCCCGGAACUCCGCAAGCCCUUGCCGUUUAUAGGAGUACUCAUACUAGAAUUUAUAGGAACUCUGAAUGACAAACAUGAUGCUGGAGCGCCUAACGAACUUCAGAGCAUUUCUUUGUGACUAGCUGAAGAAAGUGCUGAGCAAGUCAUAUCCUAGAUACAUUCUGGAUACAGGAGUAGGUGAAUGUGUUAUUUUCGUAAGUAGUGAAUUAAAUAUUGGCGUUGAUGGCGAUCGUAGCUGAUUCGUGUGUAUCCCUUUCUGUCUUGGCAUUUCAAUUUGUUUUCCCCUAUUUUUGUAGGAGUCGGAGAUGCACUCGCAGCAUCGUCCUUGGGAUAAGUCGGAGGCCCGUAAUGCAAAGCGUGAGUAUUGCAAGAUGAAGGACUCCAACGAUUUGUUUAAGAACAAUCAAGGUGCCGAGGAUGCAUACAGCUCAACGCAGGCGCGUGACUACACGCCGAAGGAGGCAGAGCGACGCGAGCGCCCCCCGCCACCCUCCCUGCGCCAGCCGCUUCCGUUUAAGGGGGAGUCAUUAUCUCGCGCCGACUUCGCGGACUACACCAACGUUGAUGCCCGUCGCGAGCAGUGCGAUCGCGCAAAGAACGUCAGCGACGAUAAUCCCCUUUACGGGCGUCUGGGAAAGGGCAAGAGCGAACCGAAGGACUACGCUUCUUCGUACCACACCGAUUACGUCCCUAAGGAACUGCCGACUCGCAGCCGCCCGAAUACAGCCGACACCGCCAUGCGCAAGCCGCUGAAGUUUCAGGGGGUACUGCAUUAUUCGCUUGAUAUAAUGUUGUAAGUACAUGACGUUAGUAUUCGUAGGGCUGGCGCUAGCUUGAAUGUUGCGAGUGGUUCCAUUUAUAUUUAGGUUGAUUUCGUUCCCAGACGAGGUAGUUAGUCAUAGAGCCCUUUGAAUCUUAGGUUAUCCAAAACAAUCACAUCUAUCUAAUCAACCUAUGCAAUAGAUCAAAUUCAAAUUGCUAGCGGGGGUAAUCUUGAUACAGGUAGAUUGAAGUACUAGAAAUAAUCUCGCCUACCCUGUUCUCAAUGACUACUGUGUGCAAUUUUAUGAAAUCAGGAAUCGGAAAAUCGCUCUCGUCUUCGAGAAUUCUCACCGGACGAGGCGCGUGCCGCAGUGCGAGACCCAUGCAAGCUGAAAGAUAGCGGCGGAUUCUUUGACGGCACAGCCGGGGACUACAGUACGACCAACAAGCGCGACUACGUGCCGAAGGAAGCUGAGCGCCGAGAAAAGCCGGCGGCUCCUCCAUUGCGCAAACCCCUUAAGUUUGAAGGUAAUAGAAGUUUAUAGUCUCACAGCUUCAUCUUCAUCUAAAUUCAGUUUCCAUGUCGUGUUUUUAUGCGUUGAAGAACUAUGUUUGUUCGAAAACUGUGACCGUGUCCAGUGUAUGACCCAAUGUUUUUACAUCCGAGCGAUGUACUCAUUUUACUACAGGUUCGGCUUUGUCGCAGGAGAGCUAUCAGCCAUGGGACGGGGACAACAGACGCCAGCAGUGCGGACGGGCGAAGCAUGUCUCCGCGGACCAUCCUCUCGUGGCGCGCUUGAACCAGGGUACGAAGUACACUUCCGAAAUGAAUGAAAAGUUCCAAUUCCAAGAGUGCCCUGCCGUUGCACUCCUUCGGGAAACUCCUCUGCCGCAGCGUCUGGCGCCCAACCGCACUUACACUUAUUGGGAUAAGAAGGAGCAGUGUUGGGUGUAGACGAAUUGAAUUCAAAGUUGCGUCGGCGCCUUAUUCGAGGAUAUGUUCGAUUUUGGUUUGGUAAGUUUACGAGUUGGAAGAUGCAAUUGCUGUAAUGAUGUAUGUCUGUUCUGCGUAGCCAUAGUCCUGCAAGGCGAAUAGAAGCAUGUAGUAUGGCUACCGAGAUGAUUUGAUUAGAUCUUUCUCAGAAAUCGAGAGGCUAUUGUCUUCCUUGGAAUGUACCUGUAACACAAAGUGAGUCCUUACAUGAAUAGUGCUGACUUCCUUGCCAUGGAGGAACUACAACUCGAGCUCUAUGCCUCGUGGAGUUUAAGAUUGGUUUUUUAAUUUUUCGUUGUGGAGGUCUUAAAUACAUAAUGAAUAGAUUUGGUUCCGUUUUCAAAUUUCCUUUAUGAAAGAUUCCCUAUUGUAUUUUCGUUGAGAUGUAACGCAAUCAGCGGCAAAGAUGAAUAGAUGGAGUCUGCACCAUUAUUUUUUAUUCUUGCUUCGGAAUGGGAGCAGUGCUCUGCUGAAUAUGUUAGUGUGCUGAAGUGACAGCAGGAAGUGAUAUGGCUGGAUAGUACACAGAGCAAAUGGAUGAUUGGCAACGAAAAAGAGUAAGCCUGGCGGUGAUGCACAGUAUUGAAACAUGGUCUGUUUUGGC
This is a messenger RNA of Amoebophrya sp. A25, 3052 nucleotides long. The record is from the annotation of a GenBank genome assembly. Lineage: Eukaryota; Dinophyceae; Syndiniales; Amoebophryaceae.